This is a messenger RNA of Anguilla rostrata (American eel), 3055 nucleotides long. RefSeq names its product angiotensin I converting enzyme 2 (gene ace2). The record is from RefSeq and is a predicted model, not a curated record. Lineage: Eukaryota; Metazoa; Chordata; Actinopteri; Anguilliformes; Anguillidae. Gene Ontology annotation, biological process: proteolysis. The transcript is spliced from 18 exons. The coding region runs from base 39 to 2474 and encodes 811 amino acids. Gene Ontology annotation, molecular function: metallopeptidase activity; peptidyl-dipeptidase activity. Gene Ontology annotation, cellular component: plasma membrane.
AUGCUGUUCUCUCAGUGUCUCUGUGGUUGUGUACAGUGAUGCAUGCAAAGUUUAUCUUCGUUUUGGCUGUGGCCUAUGUGUCGGCCCAGGCUGGCCUGGAGCAGCAGGCCAGGGAGUUUCUGCAGAAGUUCGACGAGGAAGCCACAAAUCUAAUGUAUCAGUACUCCCUGGCUUCUUGGGAAUACAACACCAACAUCACGUCUGAGAACUCUGCCAAGCUGGCAGUGCAGGGCGAGGUAUGGGCCAACUAUUACAGCAAGGUGUCCAAGGAAUCGCUCGCUUUUCCUGUCGAUCAAAUACCGGAUCCCAUCAUUAAAAUGCAGUUGAUCGCACUUCAGGACAAAGGGUCAGGAGCUUUAUCCAAGGAGGAAGUGGAUCGGCUCAACAAAGUGAUGAGCGAAAUGAGCAGCAUCUACAGCACAGCCACCGUGUGUAAAGCUGACGACCCCUUCAACUGCCAGACCCUGGAGCCAGGUCUGGAAAGCGUCAUGGCAAACAGCAAAGAUUAUUACGAGCGUCUGCAUGUGUGGGAGGGCUGGAGGGUGGAGGUGGGCAAGAAGAUGCGUCCACUCUAUGAAGAUUAUGUGGACCUGAAGAACAAAGCCUCCAAACUGAAUGGCUACGAAGACUACGGGGACAACUGGAGGGGAAAUUAUGAAACAAUGGAUGAAGGAAAAUACCGUUACACUCGUGAUGAACUUAUGCAAGAUGUUCACCAGAUAUACACAGAGAUAAUGCCGCUAUACACGGAGCUGCAUGCUUACGUGAGGAGUAAACUGCAGAAGGUAUACCCUGAGCACAUCAGCUCCAAUGGGGGGCUUCCUGCUCACCUGCUGGGUGACAUGUGGGGGAGGUUCUGGACAAACCUUUAUCCGCUUUCAAUCCCUUAUCCCAAUAAGCCAAAUAUUGAUGUAACCUCAGCUAUGGUUGCUAAUGGCUGGACACCAAUGCAAAUGUUUCAAGAAGCAGAGAAAUUCUUUGAGUCAGUGGGUUUGUACAAGAUGUUCCCAAACUUCUGGACCAACUCCAUGUUUGUGAGGCCCAGUGACGGCAGAAAUGUUGUGUGCCACCCAACGGCCUGGGACAUGGGCAACAGACAGGACUUCAGGAUAAAAAUGUGCAGCAAGGUGAACAUGGACGACUUCCUGACCGUUCACCAUGAGAUGGGCCACAACCAGUAUCAGAUGGCCUACCGCAACCUGUCCUACCUGCUGCGGGAUGGCGCCAACGAGGGCUUCCAUGAGGCCGUGGGCGAAAUUAUGUCCCUGUCCGCGGCCACGCCCCAACACAUGAAGGCCUUGGGCCUCCUGGCUCCCGACUUCCAGGACGACAGUGAGACAGAGAUCAACUUCCUGUUGAAGCAGGCCUUGACUAUAGUGGCCACACUCCCCUUCACAUACAUGCUGGAAGACUGGAGGUGGCAGGUGUUCCAGGGUAAAAUCCCCAAGGACCAAUGGAUGCUGCAGUGGUGGCAGAUGAAGAGGGACCUGGUGGGAGUGGUCGAGCCGUUGCCCAGAGACGAGACAUACUGUGACCCUGCCGCCCUCUUCCACGUGUCCAGUGACUACUCCUUCAUCAGGUACUUCACCAGGACUAUCUACCAGUUCCAGUUCCAGGCAGCGCUCUGUGAAGCCGCUGGACAUAAGGGACCAUUGUUCAAGUGUGACAUCAGCAACUCGACCAACCAAGAAGCUGGCAAAAAGCUCAGGACAAUGUUGGAGUUGGGAAAAUCAAAGUCAUGGACCCGAGCUCUGGAACAAAUUUCAGGGGUGACCAGAAUGGACUCCAGACCCCUGCUAGACUACUUUAGCACCCUGCAUGACUGGCUAAAGAACGAGAAUAUGAAGAACAAUAACAUGCCAGGCUGGAAAGCUGCUGUGGAUCCCUAUUCAGAGAAUGCCUUCAAAGUGAGGCUGAGCCUGAAGACAGCGCUAGGCCCGGAAGCGUACCCCUGGAAUGACAACGAGCUGUAUCUGUUCAAAACUGUCAUGGCGUAUGCCAUGAGGCAAUACUACCUCCAGGAAAAGGGGACGCAAGUCAACUUUGUCUCAGAAAACAUCUAUACUUACAAACUGAUGCCCAGGGUUUCCUUUUUCUUUGUCGUGACCGAUCCCGUCAGCCCAACGACAGUCAUCCCAAAGAGUGAGGUAGAGGCAGCCAUUCGGUUGUCAAGAGAGCGAAUCAACAGUGCAUUCUUGCUGGAUGACGACACGCUGGAGUUUGAGGGUCUCAUGACUCUGCUGACGCCCCCCUCCGAGCCCCCAGUAACAGUGUGGCUGGUGGUUUUCGGGGUGGUCAUGGGACUGGUGGUGUGCGUGGGCGCAUACCUUAUCAUCUCUGGGUUCCGGGCCAGGAAGGGUAAAUCAAAGGCAGAGGAGCCAGAAAACCCCUAUGAAACUCAGUUGGAAGGGGUGACAAACAAAACCUUUGAAGCAGACAGUGAGGAACAAACAGGAGACUAUGAGGAGCUGUAGACGGUGAUAUUCGAACAGCAAUUGAAACUAAUUCUGAACAUCCAUGCAGCAAAUUGUAUCUUUUGGAAAAGACAGAAGACAGACUUAUGUAUCUCCUAACUGGGACCUUUUGUGUAAGAUGUGUUCAAACCUUAUUCAGUGUAAUUUAUUGUGUAAACGCACAGAGUGUAUAUUUGAGGGUGGUAUAUUAAGAUAUCACCAGUAAAUUUCAAUCUUACAGUUUUUCAAUAGUACAUGAGUAAGAUGUUCUAAUGUUUAGUAUUAUGUAUAUUUUUGUAAUGACAAAGAUGGAAUUUAAAGGUAUAUUCUGAAGUGCUGACAGUAUGUAAGUCUGGUACUUCUGCUAUUGAUGGCUUUAUGAAGGCUGCUUUGAUAUUUUUCAAUUCAAUUUUGAAAGUAAAUUUUUAGAGCUCGUUUAUGUGAGGUUCAUACUCUGACAAUAUGAACACUACUGAGUUUAUAUAAUAUAGACUCUGUACAUUUUCUAACAGAGUUCAAUGUUGAAAUGAAAAUAGUUUCUUUUUUCCCAUGCAUUAAAUACAGUUAAUGAAUGCAAAAUAAAAAAAAAUAUGUACAGUUAA